AGACUUGCAGAGACUGACUUUAAUCUCCGUUGUCUUCUUCUAAAAUGGCCACGUAUAUCAUUAGACCAUACUACUGCAUUGCUGGUCUGAAACGUGAACCACUUUUGUUUUUUUCCUUAACACAACACACAUCUUCAGACAACGCUCAAAAAAAUUUGCCCUCUGCUUUCAUUCGGAGUGACUCGCUCUGUUCCGUUCUGUUCUGCUCUGCUCUGCACUGAUUGUUUUCCCUGGAUGCAAAUAUAGACAUGGAUUUUCAUGUUCCACCUCACAAGAUUGCUCGAAUGGCUAACUCUGGAAUCAGAGCAACAAAUUGGGACUUGGAGGCCAAUGGGUGCAAUCGAAUUGCAAAUUCUCCUCAAACUGGGGCAGCACUUGAGCUUGGACGUGGCUCUGAUUAUCAGACACCAGCUGGAAUAAUCCCAAAAUCAUGUGGGUUCACAAUACUUCAAUGGCAGGAGCUAAAGUUGCAAUCACUUAUCUACAACUACAUUGAAGCUGGAUCCCCCGUACCACACCAUCUUCUUGUUCCUAUUUGGAAAAGUGUUGCUAACUCUCUAAACUGUCCCAAUGCAGCCUUGUACCAGCAAUUAUUUGGGUGUAAGAACCUUAAAAAAAAUCUCUAAUUGCUCAUGAAUUCUCUUAUUAGAAGAGAUUUGAUAUGGGUUUAU
This is a messenger RNA of Tripterygium wilfordii, 671 nucleotides long. RefSeq names its product growth-regulating factor 10-like. The record is from RefSeq and is a predicted model, not a curated record. The transcript is spliced from 2 exons. Gene Ontology annotation, molecular function: ATP binding. Bases 249 to 626 code for a protein of 125 amino acids. Gene Ontology annotation, cellular component: nucleus. NCBI's taxonomy places the organism in Eukaryota, Viridiplantae, Streptophyta, Magnoliopsida, Celastrales, Celastraceae. Gene Ontology annotation, biological process: DNA-templated transcription; developmental process; regulation of DNA-templated transcription.